Molecule: messenger RNA, 1968 nt
Organism: Scomber japonicus (chub mackerel)
Lineage: Eukaryota; Metazoa; Chordata; Actinopteri; Scombriformes; Scombridae
Gene: shtn3
Product: shootin 3
Exons: 17
Coding region: 1-1968 (655 amino acids)
Source: RefSeq, a predicted model, not a curated record
AUGCUCCCCUGCUCAUCAUCGGCGCAGAAGGAGGGAUGCGAGGAGGAGAGCGGCGCACACAUGCAAACAGAGUGCAACAGACUGACGGAGGAGAGAGACGAGGCCGAGAGACAACUCAAACACAUCAAGAGAGUGUCUCAGAUGGUGAUAGAGGAGGUGAGUGUUCUGCAGACUCAGCUGGAGAUCGAGAAGUCAUGCCGGGAGAAUGCAGAGGCCCUGGCCACAAAGCUGAACUGCGAGAACAGGAAGCUGAAGUACCUGAGCCUGUCGUCUCGGCCAUGUUUGGACGAGCUGCUCCCCAGCAUCUCCGACUGCAUCGCGCUGGAGGCCGACGCAGACGCAGAGACAGACGCAGCAGACAGCAGUCCUGACACCUUCAUACAGUAUCAACAGCAGGUUAAAGAGUUGAGGGAGACAGUGAACAGCUUGUUGGAGGAGAAGAAGAAUUUUGUCUGUCAGAUUCACGACCAGCAGAGACGAAUAGAAGAGGUGACCUCACAGUCUGAGAAAGAUCAGGCAGAAAUGACGGAGCUUCGUGAAAAAGUUGAUCAGCAAAGUAAAACCAUCAAGAGAUUUAACAGAGUCUCUAUGAUGGCGACUCAGGAGUACGAUGGGAUGAAGGAGCAGCUGGACUUGGAGCAGAGUCUCAGAGUCAAAGCGGAGACUUAUGCACAUGAGAUGCUGGUGAAGCAGAAGGAGGCCAACAGGCAGAGCAUGCUCCUGCUGCAGAGUGCUGAGCCCAGCGUUCAGCUACUGAAAGCUCUGGAGGACGUCGCCACCAUCACCAAAACCCUGGAGGAGGAGCGUCUGCAGCAUCAGCAGAGGGUGCAAAGCCUGGAGGCCCAGCUGGAGCAGAGCUCAGUGAAGAAGCAGCUGGAGGCUCUGCAGAGGCAGAUGGAGCUGCUGGAGGAGGAGAAGAAAGAGGUGGAAGGACGACUAGAGCAGUCAGAGAAGAAGAACGGGGAGCUGGAGAACACAGUCCGGGAGCUCCGGGAGCUCCAGGAGACCCAGGAAAAGAUCGCCAUGGAGACCAUCCCAGCACCCCCUCCUCCAGCUGCACCCGGUGUGGCCCCUCCGCCUGCCCCUCCCCCGCAGCCACCUCCUCCCCCUCCUCCUCCCCCACCACCGCCUCCUCCGCCUCCCCCUUCCAGAUGCAACCCCCUCAGCUCUCUGAUCGCCAUCAUGAGGAAAUCUUCAAAAGGCUCCAAAGCGUCCGUGAAGGUUGAGCAGCCUCCAGCUGGUGAGGGCGUGGACGAUGUGAAGUCGAAGGCCGUGAAUGAGAUGAUGGAACGGAUCAAACAUGGUGUCGUCCUGCGACCCGUCAAGAGUCAGGAAAGCAAGAGAGUAGCAGUAAAACCCCUUCCUCCUCCACUGUGUGAGGAGAAACCGCAAGAGAGCGCCAUGGACGAACUCAAAGGCAUCCUGGAGACGGUGAAGCGGAGCCCCAGCCGAGGCUCCCAGGAGGCGGGGCCGUCGCCGCCGGGCAAGAAGGACAGCGAGCUGGAGGUAAUCCUGAGACGCAGACGCAACAAGGCGGGAGAAGCUGGAUCUGGAGAUGAGAAGGAGGGCCAGAUGAGCCACGUCUCCUCCUCCGACAGCCUGAACGGGAGGCGCACCAGCAGCGACUCGGGCAAGGAUCCAGAGGGGCUUAGCGUUCCCUCCGAACCAGUGGGUCCCAGGGUCAGCCUGGAGAGACGGGGAUCAGGGCCGGGACCCAUCGUAGCCAGGAGGAAGAGCUCCGACACGAGCAAAGAGCCUCGAGUGGGCUCCUGGCAGGAGAGGAGGUCAUGCAGCUCUCUGUCUGAGAAAGAAACAGCACAGUCUCCGAUCAGCAACGGCUGCAUCAACAGUGUUGGAGAGGACGAGAAAAAAGCGACAGAGAAAUGUGUCCAGUCAAACGGAGUCGACCACACCGAGCCCGCCAUCUGUGCCGGGCCUGAGAACGGCAGCACCGACGCAGAGUGCUAG